Messenger RNA from Corythoichthys intestinalis (scribbled pipefish), 2744 nucleotides. It is a transcript of the gene abracl, whose product is annotated as ABRA C-terminal like. Gene Ontology annotation, biological process: regulation of actin filament-based process. The transcript has 3 exons. The coding region runs from base 88 to 327 and encodes 79 amino acids. Lineage: Eukaryota; Metazoa; Chordata; Actinopteri; Syngnathiformes; Syngnathidae. The record is from RefSeq and is a predicted model, not a curated record.
UCAAACGUUACGCAGCGUAGUAUUAAUAAGAGGCAGCCGGUACCGCAUCGUCGAAGAAGCAACCAUCAUUUUAUAAUUACGGCAGCAAUGAAUAUCGCUCAUGAAGUAGAUUUACUGGUGGAGGAGAUUGAACGACUUGGCAGCAAAAAUGCUGAUGGUCAAACAACUGUAAAGUUUGGAGUGCUGUUCAAAGACGACCGCUGUGCCAACAUCUUCGAGGCAUUGGUGGGCACUUUGAGGGCCGCCAAGAAGAAGAAAAUUGUCAAGUUCGAGGGAGAGUUGCUUCUGCAGGGUGUCCACGAUAAUGUUGACAUUGUUCUACUUUAGGAAUUAGGUCACUGUUUCCAACAGCAACUGCAGGUCGAAGUGUUUAUGUUAUCUAAAUACUGAGCUUUUGCUUUAUCAGUAAGCAUAUUUUUUAAGUUCUUUUCCACAUACAAAGCCCAGUGUUUGAAUUACCAUUCUGAGACCAAAUAUGGUAGAACUCUUCUUGCAUAUUUUUAAAGUUCACUUUAAUAUUCACUUUAAUUCAACCUUAUUGAAAUUUACAUGUGCCAAACUAAGCAAACCCUCUUUUAGGAAGCAGUUUUUUUGAAGGGCUAUUUAACAGCCACAAAUGACAAAGCUAUGAUUAUUGACAUGUGGUUCUUCAAGCAUAGCACACUGGCUUGGCGCAACGUUUACCUUCCCAGACAGUCUGAUAUACAUCAGUUGCGUGUCUGUUUGGAAAUGUAAUGAUUAAAGCAGCAUAGCCUAACUAAAAGCAUAUCUAUUGAGCUGGGAAAUGUAAAAUAGAAAAUGUAAAUACAUCAGUGUGGGUGUGAGUUAAAGUCAGAUUUUCAAAGGUGGAAUGUGUCAAAAAUGUGACUGGGAUUAGUGUUUAAGCCAACAUGCUAACAAAUUUGAUCGCAAGGAGGUUUCUGGUUAUCUGCUGCCAAGGCUGCUCGCCUUUCUCUAAGGUUUUUCUUUUUUUAUUUCUUGAAACCUAAAUUCUCAGGGUGUAUUUCAUAGGUGUAUAAUUGUGGGGGUUGUGUGUGAGAGAGUUACUGUGACUUAUUGAACACCUAAACAAGCUACGGAUAUAUUUUCUGUAAAGUUGCAGACUAAUUCAUGGUUUAUGCUACCCUUAGCAGGUAUUCCAUCAAGCAAAUUUUAAGCAACUUUUAUGGUUUGUCACUAAACCUUUUGUAAUCAGAGCAAACUCUUCUCGACAAAUCAUUGUUAAUGGUACAACAAGUGAGAUCCAAUGCUCCAUGUGCAUUUCAAAAAUGAAUAUAUGGAUCAAUCCCAUAAAUCUUAGCUGUGCUAUGUCAGCUAAUGAUGGUACUUGUCAUUGAGGCCAUUAUACAUACUACCUCUCAAUUUAUUAAUACAAUAACUUCAAGAACACAUUUUUGAAGACAGGUGAAUUUCUGCAAGACGUUUAUACCAGUUUGUAUUCCUUGCCAUUUAAAUUACUGGUGUUGUGAUUUUCAUGAUCUGUUUUGAUUUCAAAACAUUUUGAGAGUCAUGGGCUUGACUCCCAGAAGUCUUGGUCAUUUAUCUAGAUUUUCAGUCAAGAUGACCACAUAAACAAAUUUGUGAUUUGAAACAAAAACACUUAAGCAAAAACUUGAACUUGUUUUACUAACAUUCCAUCACUCCUAUAAAUGCUACCUUGAAGUUAAAAAAAAAAAAAAAAUUAUCGUCUCGAUGUUGUCUUGGCUUAUUUCAACUCAAAAAUCUUGGUCUUGGGCAGGUCUAGGAUUGUGUGGGUUUUUAUUUUUAACUCCAAAAUCUGUAAAGGACAUGGUGUUUACAUUGGACAUGUGUUUGUAAGCAUAUAAUUACCAUAUGGUGCCAACAAAAAAAUAUCUUUGUACUUUCUCUCAGGACCAGAGCAACCGAAAAUGCUUAACAGAUGAAUGAACUAGUCAUAGUUUUAUAAUUUGUCUAUUCAACACUGUUUUUUGUACUGUAGAGUCAAUGACAUUUGCAUAUCAGGCAUGAGUACAUCAAAUUUAAAUUUCAUACUUAAAAUCUGAGAGUAGUGUGAAUAUCUUAUAUGAGACUGAAAAUUAGAGGUUUUUACAGGUUCAAUAAUGUGCUGCAUGAUCGAUGGUUAUUUUUAAUUUGGGUGCACAAAAUUAAAUGAAUGGUGCAAAAGCAAAACAUAAGUGACUUAACUAAAAAUGGAAUGAGCUGAGCUGGCAUAAAACUGCAUUUUUAAUAAUUAUGGGAGAUUGAGGCAGGGAGAUGCCUGGUCUGCAAGUUCAGUGUGUCCCAUUCAUAUCUGCUGUCAUGUGAACUCUGGGUGAUCAAAUUAUUCAGGGGUGUUUCUCUUUUUCUUGAAACAACAUGUCUUGUAAUUGGUAUUUAAAUACCAUCAGCCUCAAAUGGAUUGGGUUUGUCAUAGAAAAUUGUGUAUAUGAUAACUGGUAUAAAGAUUGUGAAUGGACUAUAUUGUAAAACAUUGAUUUAUUAUUUUGACACUGGAAGAAAGGUCGUCCUGAAAAUGAUUUUAUUAGAUUUUUGCAAACUUUUUUUUUUUUUUUUUUUUUUGCUCUGGACGUGAACUUUUGUAAAAAGAGGGUAGACUCCUUGCCAGACCAGCGCCGAUACCUCAAGCGUUUUACACCAUAAUCCAUGUCUGUGAAUCACACAUAAUUCCUGCAUCAUGUGUUAUUGUUUAUUACUAUCUUUUGCAUUGGCAAUAACCCAUGUCUACAUUUCUAAUGAAUAAAAUCUUGAGACUUCUUUACACU